AUGCAUCUCCGCAACGGACGCGUUAUCGGCCCCACACCGCGGGAGACUUCUACAAUGUCAGUGAACAAAAUGCCGAGCGGGACGCCGGCCCAUCAUCGUCAUGCUACUCCGAAGCCCACCGUGGCAGAGCGGCCGCAUGGGCAUAAGGAGGCGCCCCCGCAGGUGAUACCUAUGACCAACGUUAUGCCAGGGGACAGUCCCUUCGUCACGUGGGACCAAUUCCAGUCCGCUGCCAGUGUGAUAAGAACUGUUAUAGGGGGGACCGUGGAAUCCGGCGCAACGAUUCCCAUACUACCAGAAGAUGGCAGCAAUAUGCAGGCCUUUCUGCUGCGCAUCGAGUGCCGGUACACCCAGGUGGGAUUGGAGCCGCGCGAGUAG
Messenger RNA from Eimeria tenella, 378 nucleotides. RefSeq lists its product as uncharacterized. The record is from RefSeq and is a predicted model, not a curated record. Bases 1 to 378 code for a protein of 125 amino acids. Lineage: Eukaryota; Apicomplexa; Conoidasida; Eucoccidiorida; Eimeriidae. The transcript has a single exon.